UGAGUCGCUGGGAAACAGAGGUUGUGUGUGUGUGCUCAUCGGGGCUAUUUCUAUGCCAUAAUAUUUGUCCAGUUUGGUUAGAUCAUGAAGAAAACAGCUUUUGCAUUAAUCGCCUUUGCUUGUGAUCGCAGCCGGACAUCGAAGAGGAGGUUCUUACAUUCCGGGCUGAAGCUCUGAAUUUUAGUGGCGCAUAUGGAGCUGAAAUCUGAAAUUGCUCAAUUUCAAGGACGCGUGUUUUUUUCUUCGAAUGAUUUGUGUUGACAAAUUGGAUUACGAGCCAUAAAGAUCAGCCUGCUUUGUAGCUUUUAUGCUUGAAAAAUUUGGCAAACAUCAUGGCAAAUGUAGGGAUUUAUAAUUAGACGUUGGGUUUCGGUUAUUUUGCGACGCAUGGCGCAGGUUUGCAGAGAGGAUGUGAUCAGACAAGGAUCUCUGGUUUCUCGCUCCGCCGCAUCCUCACAAAGUCGCUCAUGAUGCCCAGGGCCUUGCGGAGACUGGUUCAUUUGGUGCUCUUCUGCCCCUUGUCCAAAGGUCUGCAGAGUCGCCUCCCUGCCAUCAAGGUGAAGUACCUUCUCCUGGCAUGGCUUGGCAUCCUCAUUGCCAGCUGGGUCAUCUACAUGCAAUAUGCCUCUUACUCUGAACUCUGCCGCGGGCAUGUGUGCCAUAUGGUCAUUUGCGAUCACUAUAGAAGAGGCAUAAUAUCAGGCUCCUCCUGUAAGGCUUUGUGUGACCAGAGAACUCUGACUCUGCAGCACUGCAUGUCCACCUCCUCCACUUAUCAGGUGUACAGUGGACUGUGGAAGGAGAGGCCUGUUAUCAUAAAGUGUGGGAUUGAGGAUCCAGUGAAGAUUGAAGGUGCUCCUGAUUCCGUGCUGAGGCAGGAAAUGACUUUAUUCGACAAACCUACUCGGGGAACUUCUAUGGAUGAAUUCAAAGAAAUGCUGCACAGUUUUCUCAAGGCCAAUCUUGGUGAGCAGCCAUCCUUGAGCACCUUGGUGGACAGGGUCAUCACCUUAGCUGAUGUCAACCAGGAUGGCAAAGUGUCUCUAGCAGAGGCCAAAUCAAUCUGGGCUCUCCUCCAGAUAAAUGAGUUCCUCCUGAUGGUGGCGCUGCAGGAAAAGGAGCACACUGCAAAGCUGCUGGGCUUCUGCGGAGACUUGUAUGUGACAGAACGUGUGGGCCACAGCUCCCUCUACAGGCUAGAGAUUCCUCAUUACCUGCAGGCUCUGGUUCCUGAGGCCCUGAGCUCCAGCCUGAACCACUGGUUGGCACCAUCCUGGCCCCGCAGGGCACGAAUCACCAUAGGCCUGCUGGAGUUUGUGGAAGAGGUCUUCCACGGCUCCUACGGGAGUUUCCUCAUAUGUGACGCCAGCCCUCGUCAUGUUGGCUACAACAUGAAGUAUGACUGUAAGAUGGCCAACCUACGCAGCGUGGCGUCUGAGGCUGUAGUGAAGGGAUAUCUGAAGGGGCGGCGGUGUGAGACAAAUGCAGACUGUACUUAUGGCCAAGACUGUACGGCCACCUGUGACCGACUAGUGAAGCAGUGUAACACUGAGGUGGUGCAGCCCAAUCUUGCAAAGGUUUGUGUGCUGUUGCAGGAUUAUCUGCUGUUUGGAGCACCGUCAGACCUCCGUGGAGAUCUGGAAAAGCAGCUACGCACCUGUGUGACUCUCAGUGGUCUGGCAAGUCAGAUGGAGGUGCACCACUCACUAGUCCUUAACAACCUAAAGACACUACUGUGGAAGAAAAUUUCUAACACUCAGUACUCCUGAAAACAUGCUUUAUAAGAGAGCAGUGACAUGAUUUAUUUUGAUGCUACUAUGACUGUGAAUAACAGGAAACUGUGAAGUACUAGACAUACAAUAUAAAGCAGCAGAUGAUGCGGACUCUUUCUGAAAGCCUUGUACACGGCUCAUCAUGCAUUAUUGGAGAAGCACAUUCAUCUGUUAAGACAUAAUACUCUCAGGGCAAUGCCUGUAACUUAAUUUGUACUAUAAUAUGUGAACUUAUUUUAGUUUUUAAAAUAGUUUCAUAGAAUACCCUCUAAUCUGUCCCUUAUACAGACAGAAGGUCAAAUGUGACAUGAUGUGAAAGUUUUUGUACAAGUGUAAAUAAUAGUUUAUUAUUGUUCCCAGUGUAUAAAUGAACCCUAACGCAAAGCAAGGAUAAAGAAGACGAUGGGAUGAUGCAUAAAUGUAGGUAAAACUGAAUGAACCACUUAGUAUUUAUAUGAUAUUGAUCACGUAAACAAAUCAGACUUAUUAGACUGGAGUUGUGAAUGACAAUCGGACAUGAUAAGAAAAAAUCAAGAUACAUGUAAUCCACAAAU
This is a messenger RNA of Cheilinus undulatus (humphead wrasse), 2326 nucleotides long. RefSeq names its product divergent protein kinase domain 1B (gene dipk1b). The coding region runs from base 468 to 1769 and encodes 433 amino acids. The record is from RefSeq and is a predicted model, not a curated record. The transcript is spliced from 5 exons. NCBI's taxonomy places the organism in Eukaryota, Metazoa, Chordata, Actinopteri, Labriformes, Labridae.